Chironomus riparius is the source of this 561-nucleotide messenger RNA. The record is from the annotation of a GenBank genome assembly. Lineage: Eukaryota; Metazoa; Arthropoda; Insecta; Diptera; Chironomidae.
AUGGAGGAUCCAUUUGUGGUAGUCAAACGGAGGUUUAAUGGAAGUAUUUUUCAAAGGAUUUUUGGUCUGCGUAUUCUCGCCUUUCCGUGUAAUCAAUUUGGAUAUCAAGAGCCUGGAAAUGCUGAAGAAAUUCAAUGCUUCGUACGUGAUCGUAAAGUCAAAUUUGAUUUAUUCGAGAAGAUUGAUGUCAAUGGAAAGGGUGCACAUCCCCUUUUUCAAUAUUUGAAGAAGGAACAAGGUGGAACUUUAUUUGAUGCCAUCAAGUGGAACUUCACAAAGUUUGUUAUUAACAAGGAGGGAAAGCCAGUAGAACGCCAUUCACCAAACACUUCACCAAAAGAGAUGCUCAAGAAUUUGGAGAAAUAUUUUUAAUUUUCUCGAGCGAGGGUCAUUAAUGCUUGUUUUAAUUGCUAUGAAGAUACUGUGAUGAAUACUACCUUCUACCAUCGGUAUCUUUUAUUACUUCUUUUCAUGCAUUUCAUUGGGACAAAAUUUCGUCCCCUUUAAUUUGUAGUUAUUAUCAUCAUUAUUUGGAAAUAAAAAUGGGUUAAUGGAAUUUUU